Messenger RNA from Pogona vitticeps (central bearded dragon), 2146 nucleotides. Lineage: Eukaryota; Metazoa; Chordata; Lepidosauria; Squamata; Agamidae. The record is from RefSeq and is a predicted model, not a curated record.
AUGGACUCGGAAGUUACUCGGGCUGUGUCCAUCUACAACGUACGUCUGAGGCAUAAGUCUAUGGAGGGCGUGAUCGCUCCCCAGACACAGCUCCCUUCCUGCUCCAAAGCGGAAGUGCGUCCGGCGGCGCCACCGGGGUCUUUUUUGCUUUCUCUGCCCCUGCCAGGCGACGAAGAGGAAUCGAGCGGCCAUGGUUCCCACAAGAAGAAACACAAGAAGCAUAAGAAAAAGCACAAGAAGAGACAUCACCGGGAGGAUGUCGGCCUGGCGGCGGCGGCGGCAGUGGAGCCCAGCGCGGCGCUCCCCAAGCCUCAGCUGAAACUCAAAAUCAAGCUGGGGGGACAAAUCCUGGGGACCAAGAGUGUACCAACCUUCACUGUGAUCCCUGAGAGGUCUCGCUCUCCAUCCCCAUUGAUGGUUGUGGAUGAUGAUGAAGAGCCCAUGGAAGGGGUUCCCAUUGAACAGUAUCGAGCGUGGCUGGAUGAGGACAGCAAUCUGGAGCCGUCGCCUCUGCCAGAGCUUGACACCGAAAUGGGUUUCCCAGCUCGAGAAGAGGAGGAGGAGCAGCGCUGGCUGGAUGCGCUGGAGCGAGGGGAGCUGGAUGACAAUGGAGAACUCAAGAAGGAGGUGGAUGAGUCCCUGCUCACAGCCCGGCAGAAAGCGCUGUUGCACAAGCAGCAGAGUCAGCCCCUGCUGGAGCUGCCCAUGGGCUACAAGGCCAAGGAGCUCACAGAAGAAAUGCUGGUGAAGCGAGAGGAGAGGGCCCGCAAGCGCCGCCUUCAGGCUGCCAAGAAGGCUGAGGAGAACAAGAACCAGACCAUUGAGCGCCUCACCAAGACCAGCAAGACCAAAGUCAAGACACUGCGGGAGCGCAAGGCCAAAGGGGCGGCGGUGCCCGUGAUCUGCUACCGCAAUGCUGCUGAUGGCAUCACCGUCUCCUUUCCUCAAGGAGCCAGCGUGCCUCUGCUGCCCUCCCCCCCACCAGUGGUGCCGCUGCCCACACCAUGUGGGGUCAGCGGGUGCCCCAACCUCAAGCGGUACUCCUGCUCCCACACUGGGGUGCCCCUCUGCAGCCUGGCCUGCUACAAGAGGAACCUCCUGCUCCAACAGGUGGCGGCCUAACACCCCCUAGCCCAUUGCCCUUUGGGGGCCAAGGGAACACCACUUGAGCGGCUUAGGAAGCGGAUGCCUGAAGGUCGAGGAGCAGCACCAGAGAUCCUGGAGAGAAUGGCAGUGGUCUCUGGCAGCUUGUGGUGUGGUGGCAGUGAACACAUUUGGCGUGCCAGGAGUGUGUGUGUGUGUGUGUGUGUGUGUGUGUGUGUGUGUGUGUGUGUGUGAUGGGCAGCCCUGAAUGGAUGGGGAAUGAUCUCACAAACGGUGAUGCCUGGAAAGAGCCAGCAAGAGGGUGCAGAGACACACACACGUGCAUCUUUUAGGUGGAACCUGAUAGAAGCAACACCGCUGGCACAGGCACUGCCUGCUUUUUCUAGGAUUAGGGUGGCUGAGGGUCUGGCAGCAGCCAUAAAUUCCCUUGUCUGGUGCCGCUGUUGCUUCCAGAGGUAUUGGGGCGAGCAAAGGAUAGCGCCAGGAAUUUUCCUGUGACACCCACCAGGCAGUUGCAGGAAGAAAGGCACCAAGCAGCGACAGACUUCUUUUUUCUUUUUUUGCCACCAAUCUCCCUGCUAUUAUUUUGAAGAGACAAUGAAGAGACACUCUAAGCAACUCUGACGGUUGUCUCUUCCCUGUAAGGGCACAAGUGGCCAGGCUCAAGAGCCCCCAGACAUGUGGCUUCCAGAAGGGGCUCCAGCAGGCUUCUUCCCUUCACCCUACUUACAUUUCAGUUCUUAUAACUGCCCAAUGUUUCUUGGAUAAAGCACCAGGAGACAGUAUGAGAGCCUGAUGAUUUGAAAGGGCACAGUUGUUUGCUGGCCUCUCCCCCCUUACAUGGAUCGGAUCCCAUCCUUAACAUCAAAUGUUCUGCACUGACCCUCAGUCCCCUUUUCUCCUCCCUACUCAUUCUUGUCCCAGUGGGCAAAUCUAUCUUGCACUUUCUUUUCUGGCUUUCUUCUCUGUUCCUAAUUGUGAUGUUUUCCAUCUGUGCAGUAAAAUUUGUAAUCAAUAAAGUACUGUUUUUAAAGGAUUCAGA